Rodentolepis nana is the source of this 1398-nucleotide messenger RNA. NCBI's taxonomy places the organism in Eukaryota, Metazoa, Platyhelminthes, Cestoda, Cyclophyllidea, Hymenolepididae. The record is from the annotation of a GenBank genome assembly.
AUGAGUCAGUAUACUCUUUCACAUAUUCACAGCGGGAAAUGCAAGAAGGAGGCCAAAUUGGACGCGCAAAUGGCCAAGGAGUUGCAAAAAGCCGCCAAAGCAAAACCGGAGGAAAUUAUGUGCAAGAUGACCGCAGAAAAGGUGUUAUUCAAGAAAAAGAAGGAGGUGAUUAUUCGUCCCAAUAUUACAAAGACAAAAAAGAAUAAGGAGAACAAGAUUAUUGUGUUGGCUGCUAAGACAGAUAAAAAGAAACUGAUACUCAUAUAUGCUCUGAAAUUCGCUGAUGAAGAUAAUUUCAAUAGAUUCUCGGAAGCGAUCAGCGCUGAACCCAAGGACACCGUUGCUGAUAAACAACUUCCACCUGCUCCGUCGGGAACGCGAACAUCGACACCAACAAAAAGACCUGCAUCAACUGCAAAUAUAAAAGAGGAACCUAAUUUCUAUGAUAACAUCAAUUCUUUGCAGAGACCAUUUAACGGAGUCUUACCUUCAGAUACUCGUGUGUCAUCUCCAGUUUCCACUGAAUCAACUAUUAAGACUAUCCAGUCAAGUCGACGUUCGCCAACGCGCACCCCAAGUCAAGUGAUAGGAAAGAAGCUAAAAUCGAGAUCAGCUUCUUCUUCUUCUUCAUCAUCUUCACCAUCGUCUACUUCAAAAUUAUUACCACCACCUACUCCACAACAGCAAAGACCAUUGUCACAAAAAAAUCCACCAGUUAGAACCGAAUCACCUUCGUCAUUGCCAAGUGUUUCAACAUACAUCACCACGGAUGUUUUAAAUUCACCAAAACACGAUGGUGGUCUACAACGAGAUUCCAUGAAGAUGCCACCUGCGAGAAAUGAAUCCAAAAAGCAUAGGUCUAGAGCAGAAGUGAACUACCUUAACUACGUGCCUGGAAAGGGAAUGGUGAAUUCUGGUGAAGAAAGUAUUUACCAUUACUCUUCUAGGAUUCGAAACGCUUCACUAUCACUUUCUUCAUCUUCCGAGUCUUCAUACAAACGAAGGAGUAGCAGUAGCAGCAGCAGCAGUUCAAGUUCUUCAACCUCCACUACUGAUCUUUACGAACGUAGCACGGUCUACCGUCUAGUACCUGUGAAUAUUACUAAAUCAAGUAGUAUAAAGAGAAGUAAUAGCAGUGGAAGGAGUGGAAUGAGACGUGUGUCUGUAACAUCUAGCAGCUCUUCAACUAUGAGGAUACAACCCAAACCUAAAAUCAACGUUUGGCAAUAUAGAGAUCUUAGUGCCGAUAGUGCCUCUUCAACCUCCACCGAUAUGCCUAGAGAUACUCUCCAAAAACCCGAAGAUAGAUCACGUAAACAGAAGCAGCAAGAUGGAGUAGACUAUCAGGAAUGUCCAAAAUGUCAUUAUAGGUCAAUAUCUCGCACUCGAGCAAAAUGA